Molecule: messenger RNA, 3518 nt
Organism: Prunus mume (Japanese apricot)
Lineage: Eukaryota; Viridiplantae; Streptophyta; Magnoliopsida; Rosales; Rosaceae
Source: RefSeq, a predicted model, not a curated record
GUCACUCGAAAGACAUGGCCUUUAUUGCAUGCUACAGGAAGUUGAACGGCAGUGCUUUGAGCUCGAGAACAAGUGAGAAGAACCUUGUGAGGUUGAGAAAAUUACAACCUUGGAGACGCUUGAGGUUGAAGAAGAAGAAGCAGCUUGGCCUACUUGCUACAUAACUCCAUAACUCCAUUGCAAGAGAAAAUCUGAAAAAACCCAACCCAAGGAGAAGCAGCCCAACAAUGGAUAAGAAAGCUUUCAACUUGGAAGAAUUAGAGUUGAAGCAGAGGAAGCUCGCCCUGCCAUUGAAGGACCUUUUGGACUAUUUUGAUUCCUUCCGGAAUGGGAUCCUCACCAGAUUGCAAGAGGUACAGGAUCACGAGAAGCAAAUGGGGGUCUUAGAGAACCAAGUGCAAGCAAAAGCCAACGAAUUGCGUGGAAUUGAGAGGUUGAUUGAAGAGAAAUUAAAAGAGGUCGAAUCGGGCACGGAGCACUUGCGCUCUCUUCAGUUAUUGAUUAAAGAGCAUAAUGAAGAGAUUUCUGUUAAGGAGAAGAGAUUUUCGGAUGUUCAGAGAUGGGUUGGAGAGAAGGAGAAAGAGUAUGAUUCUAUUGAAAAAAGUAUUAAUUGGGGAACAAGUAAAUUGAAUUGGUAUGAGAAAACAGUGGAAGAGAAGUCAAAGUUGGUUGAGUCUAAGGAAAAGGAAUUAAGAGAGGUUCAAAGACUUUUAAACAAGUACUCUGAGGACAUUCAGUUGAAGGAGAGGCAAUUAAAUGAGAUUUUGGGGUCAAUUGAGAAGCAGAACAAAAUAUUUGCUUUGAAAGAAGAGAAAAUUAAAGAAGCACGAAGAUUGGUUGAUGAAUGUGACAAGGAGAUGAAAUUGAAAAAGGAGAAACUUGGAUUGAUUCAGAAAUCGAUAGUGGAAUUCUCUAAGACAAUCGAAUCGAAACAUAAAAUAAUUAGGGGAAUGGAUUUGAAAGUGAAAUUUUUUUCUUUGCAUAAGAAAUCAAUGGAGGAGUUGUUCUGUAAACUUGAAUUGAAAGAGAAACAAUUUGAGUCAAAAGUUGAGGAAAUUAGUCUGAUUGAAAAAGGGGUGACUGAUUGCCUCAACGAGGUUCAGUUGAAAGAAAACCAUUUAGAUUCGCUUGAACAGUUGAUACAAGAAUGUGGGAAGCAUUUGGAUUCACAAGAAAAGUCAUUACAAGAAUGCUCCAAUGGUCUUGAAAAGAAAGAGAGGAAACUGGAGCAAUGGGCCAGAGAACUUGAAUUGAAACAACAGCAAAUCAAUUCAAUUCAAAAAUCCACCGAAGAACACACCCAAACUCUGGAAUAUACCCAUGCUAACAUUGCUACUAUUCCUUCUUCUGCAAGUAAUCAUUCUAGCAUCAAUAGGGAUGGUAGAUGCUUGUUGUUGCUCAUGAAUGAGAAUUUGAAGAGAAUUGCUUUAUUGUCUAGCGAAAUGUCUGCUCAUCUUAAAGCAUCAUCAGACCCAGCAGAAUUGGUUUUAAAUGCAAUGGAAGAGUUUUACCCUUCAAAUUCGGCUGUGGACAAAAUGAAGUUUGAUUUUGAUCUGACAGUUAUUAGAAGGAGUUGUAUUCUUCUGUUGCAGGAGUUAAAGAGGUUGUCACCGCAGAUUAAUCAUCAGGUGAAAGAAAAAGCAAUUAAGUUGGCAGCUGAUUGGAAGGAUAAGAUGACAGUGGCGGCUGAGAAUGUCUUGGAGGUUUUAGGUUUUUUGUGGCUUCUUACUGCGUUUGAGUUGACCUCUACUUAUGAUGAGAGGGAGCUUCAAAGUUUUCUUGCUGUAGUUACUCAACCGGAAGAUGCAACUGACCUAUCCCAGGCCCUUGGCAUCACAAAUAAGGCACCUGGUAGCACCCUUUCAUUCCCUGUUAAAACGGAGGAACCAGAAUCCUCACAAGUCAGAAAUGUAGCAACUUCUCCUUCUCCAAAUUUUCAACCAAGCGCCACCACAGAUGAAAGGAAUUUGCAGGGGUGUAUAAAAGAGCAUUUAAGUGGAGAUAAUUUAGUACAAAACGAAAUGUUUGAUGCUCUACGAAUGUCAUUCAACCCAGAAAAACUUGUUUUGAACCUGAUGAAAACAUCUCUUGAUCAAUAUUGGAAAAAAGGAGAUGUUGGUUUUGAAGCAACUCUCAUGAAGAUCCACAUUCCCCUGUUGAAGGAGCUGAUGAAAGUCUUACCGCAUGUUAGAGAUCAUGUGGAAGAAGAUGCAAUGGAGCUAGCAGUUCAGUGGAAAGAAAGACUGAGAGCUGAUUCUGAAAAUUCACUGGAGAUUUUUUCUUUUCUGCAGUUUAUAGCUACAUAUGGAUUGCUUUCUUUCUUGAAUGGAGAUGAAAUUGUAAAGCUUCUUGGCAUGAUUUCUCAGCAUAAACAGGCCCUAGAAUUACAUCAAACACUUGGUUUUUCUGAUAAGAUCCCUGAUUUUAUUCAGAAUCUUAUUGAAAGGAAGCAACUGAUUGAGGCUCUUAGAUUUAUUUGCACCUUCGAGGUAGUUCACAAGUUCCCGCCAGUACGACUCAUAAAAGAAUAUGUGGAAGAUGCAAGGAAGUCGUACUGGACAAAAUGGAUGGAAAAAAAAUCACAAAAUGAAAAGGAUAUUGUUGUAAAAGACCAAAUAGCUGAUCUUAGAGCUGUGAUUCAAUGCAUCAAAGAUUACAAUCUUGAGUCUGAAUACCCAUCCAAGGACAUCGAGUCAGAAAUUCUUCAGCUGGGAAAACUAAAGGAGAGUUGGAGACCUUUACAGAUAUCUUUUACCUCCAAGUUGGGACAACGAGAACAUGAAGAAAGGAAGAAGCGUAGUACUAGCACUUCUGCCCCCAAGUUUCAACCACCAGAGAAACGUCAAAAUAUAAGUCAUCCGACACCUCUGGCAGCUAUUCCUAGACCUUAUGCAUUGCCAACUUUCAACAGUGACUCGUCUCGGCUGUAUGAAAACUAUGGACACCCUGGGCGGUUUGUUAUGGAUGCCAAUGACCAUCAAAUUGGUGCUAAUGGUGCCAUGCAGUUAAGUUCGUCAUCUCUGCUGCAUGAAACUGGUGCAGAUAAGUUUGGCAUGGUGGCCAGCAACCAAGAAACUGGUGCUAAUUUUGGUGCAGUGGAGUUAAGUUCGUCAUCUCGGCUGUAUGAAAAUUACAGACACCCUGCACAGUUUCAUAUGGCUGCCGCUGCCAACGAACAUGAGACUGGUGCUAAUUUUGGUGCCAUGGGGUUAAGUUCAUCAUCUCUGCUGUAUGAAACUUAUGGACACCCUGCACAGUUUCGUAUGGCUGCCGCCAACAACGUCCAUGAAAUCGGCACUAAUUUUAGUGCCAUGCAGAAUGCCGGGCUACCUCACUCCCAUCACUUGUUGCCCAACACUCAUAGUUAUGACCCUAAUCAAAUAUAGUAGGAACGUUCCACACGCUUAAACUUUGAAGGACCAGUUUAUAUUGGAUUGAAUUCUGAAAAUCCAGUCCCACUGUAUAGUGCUGAUUUUAGAGACCUUCAAUUGCAUCUAUGGCACAUCUUUUGGUAAGCA